AGUCGAGUUUGGGGUCUCAGCGGCGACACACACAGCGACCACAGAGCUGCCACAUACCCAUGAUGAUGAUGUUGAUGACUAAUACCCAGAUGUACCUCAGUGCUGGCAUCGUCGUCUGCCUGUGCCUGUGCCUCGGCCAGCUGCAGGCAGCGGCCAUACUCUGUGGCACGGAGGCCAAGUCUCUGGAGGAUUCGGCCACGACCCCAAAGCCACCCAGCGAGGUCACAAAGUUCGUGCACAGUGUUCAGUGCACCUUGGAGAAGGCCAAGCCCUGGAUCGAGAACAUUGAGAAGGAAGCCAAGCUGCUGGAGGAGAAGGCCAGGGAUGUGACACGCUCGCUGCUCCAACGGAUCACACUCUUUGUCAAUGUCCUCACGCUGCCCAAGCCAGAGAAGCCGGAGCAGGCAGAGCAGCCGGAGCAGCCAGACAACAGCCAGCAGGACAAAGACAAGGACUCAAAGAAGGAAAGCUCCACCACUGAGGGCAUCCCCACUUCCCCCAGCACUGGGCCAACCGAGGAGACGACAACAUCAGCUGCAACACCCGCGAAUAUCGAGUGGCUGGGAGACGAUGCCAACGAGGUCGACAACGAGGUUCAGCACGGAAUGAAUCAGUAGUUUCCACACUUACACAUAGCUGCAUAUAUGCAUAUACAUAUAUACUACUCUAUAUAUUGGUUAAUAAAUUAUAAAAGUAGUUUUAUUU
Molecule: messenger RNA, 705 nt
Organism: Drosophila obscura
Lineage: Eukaryota; Metazoa; Arthropoda; Insecta; Diptera; Drosophilidae
Exons: 1
Coding region: 60-617 (185 amino acids)
Source: RefSeq, a predicted model, not a curated record